Penicillium olsonii is the source of this 2232-nucleotide messenger RNA. The record is from the annotation of a GenBank genome assembly. Lineage: Eukaryota; Fungi; Ascomycota; Eurotiomycetes; Eurotiales; Aspergillaceae.
AUGACUGUUAGUGAACAAGCGCAAAUGAACCCGUCCACCCCCGUGAAACUGUCGCCGAUGGUGCCUCCGGUGAAGUCCAGCUACGGUGGAGAUGCGGAGCCCCACGCGAUCGCCAAAGGCAAGCGGAAGCCAGCGGGUCCGGUGAAAGGAGAGAGCUCCCAGCGACUCAAGACCGUUAGGGCGUGCGAUAUUUGCAAAGAGAAAAAGACUCGGUGCAGUGGAACUCGCCCAUGUACGCGUUGCUUGCGACUGUCUUUGGCGUGUGAGUAUGAGACGACGUACUCCCGGGGGCUGGGCCCACCACCGCCACCACCAUUGGAGAUUCCCUUUGAUGACCACUCAGGCGAGCAGCACCUCCUAAAACAUGACCCGAGCCUCCCACUGCCCAUUCAACAGCUCGCACAGCAUGAGUCCACCCAGGGUCCCACAAGCAAUAUUGAUCUCUUGACCGCGGACUUCCCUGGAGGCUAUCUAGACUUAGCGUCAGGAACCUCGUUUAUCAACCGAGUAUGUCAGGACCUCAAUCAAGGCAAGCCUUCUUCUAUUGGCGCGGUGAGCGUCUCGGAUGCAUUGCAGGGUGAACUCUCAGACAGCCCGUCGGUCACCAAAUUUGGCGACAAGCCAUAUUCGAGCCUAUACAAACUUGAUUUCACCCUACCCCCGUUGGAAAGAGCACUGGAGAUCGUGGCAACGUACUUCAACUCUGCCAUGGUGACUUACAGGUUCUUGCAUCGUGGUCAGGUGGAGCGAUGGGUUCGUCAGAUCUACGCUAGCAACAUUUCUGCAACAAACCCCCCUGCAGAAGCCAUGGUAGGACGAUGCUGUAUUGUUUACAGUGUUCUCGCCAUUGGAACCCUCUACGAGAGGCGAGCUCCGAACUCUGAAAUUGACCACGAUGAGCAGAGCGAACGCUGGUUUGCUCUUUCCAAGCGAAUGUCAGCGAUUGAGUCAGGUGCGCCACGACUGGAGACAGUACAAGCGCGACUGAACCGAAGCCUGUAUCUCCUUGCGUCUUCCCGAGCAAGUGAGUGCUGGUUCGCCUUCGGCACUACCGUUCAGUUCUUGACUGCCCUCAACCUACAUCGCAAAUGGCCGCCCACGAUGAUCAAUGAGGGCAAGGGUACUUACAUGGAGCAGGAGCUUCGGAAGAGAACAUUUUGGAGCGUAUACACACUGGAUAAGUACUUGAGCGUGAUGUUUGGUCGACCGCGGCUGCUACACGAUGAAGACUUUGAUCAAGAGCUUCCAGACGAGGUGUCGGAUCAAGACUUGUUGGUUAACGAUCCGAGCAUGCGAUCGGGCGUGCCGGAUGAUUUGAUGAUUGCAUCUGUGUUGCAUUACCGACUUUCCCGAAUACUGGCGGAAAUUUCGAAAAAGUUGUAUAGCCUUAAUCUGCCGAGGGGUUCUCCUUUUGAAGCGGCCGUCCUCUUACUUCUUGAACUGGAACGGUGGAAGGAGGGUGCCGCGCCAGUAAUGGAUCGCUGGCGAUCUCAGAUCCAGCAGCUUGCUCACUCGCACGCGGUCAUAUACAUCACUCGUCUCUUUCUCUUGAAUGACUGCGACAAUGUGCCACAAGCAAGUGUCUCUACCUACGUCCAAAAAUGCAUUGGUGCCGCCGAGGAAAUUAUGACCGUCGUCAACAGCAUCGCCCGAAAUAAAGCUCUCAUUCACGGCUUCUGGUUUACACAUUAUGUGUGCUUCUGCGCCAUUACCGUGGUUUACAUCCAUAUUAUCAAGCAUCACCAAGGAUUGCCUGGUGACAUCUCGAACAAAAAGCUGGACAGCAGCAGCAAGCUGCAGUAUCUCUUUAGCUUGGCCGAGACCUGCCAACAACAUCUCGGAAAGGCCACCUCUAAAAGCAGUCCCAGUCGUCGAUAUGGUAUAAUUUUGGAGCAAUUGCGUCUUGAGGUUCACCGACAAGUGGUAUCGAACCUCCGACCGGGGGAUGAUAUUGAGACCGAGGAGUUUGUGAAGGACAUUCCCAAAGCAGACUGCUUUCCUCAGCCUACCUUUCCUUCUACCUCCAUCAGUACUGUCCCCGCAAACCCGACUAUCACGGCCUUUGAUCCAUUGCAAAUCGAGCCCUUUGACUCUGAGCUUGUGGACGACUCUUUCAAACUAUACGACGGAGUCGGAUUUCCAGAUGGUUCGGACAAUUCAGCCUGGUGGGCGCAACUGGAUUCAUGGGCUUACACAGAUCUGUCUGAAGAGCCCUCCAUAUUUCAGUUUUAG